UCUCGCUGCUGGCUGUUGCGCACCACCGGACACAACUUAGGACAGGACAGAGCGGGGCAGCAGCACAGGAGCACCGGCCAGCCCCCUUCUCGUCCUCGUCCUCUCCUCCGACGAUCUCACCCGAUCCCAUCGUUCUGCCGCCGCGGAAGCACUUUACACUAUUCUGUAGAAAUGGCUGAUGGUGAGGACAUCCAGCCUCUUGUCUGCGACAAUGGGACUGGAAUGGUUAAGGCUGGUUUUGCUGGAGAUGAUGCACCAAGGGCUGUUUUCCCUAGCAUUGUUGGCCGUCCUCGCCACACUGGUGUCAUGGUAGGGAUGGGACAGAAGGAUGCAUAUGUUGGUGAUGAGGCACAGUCCAAGAGAGGUAUUCUCACACUGAAGUACCCGAUUGAGCAUGGCAUUGUAAGCAACUGGGAUGACAUGGAGAAAAUCUGGCAUCACACUUUCUACAAUGAGCUUCGUGUUGCACCAGAGGAGCAUCCUGUGCUGCUCACUGAAGCUCCUUUAAACCCCAAAGCUAACAGGGAGAAGAUGACCCAGAUUAUGUUCGAGACUUUCAAUGUUCCAGCCAUGUACGUUGCAAUUCAAGCUGUGCUCUCCCUCUAUGCCAGUGGACGUACUACUGGAAUUGUUCUUGACUCUGGUGACGGUGUUAGCCACACUGUGCCCAUUUAUGAAGGAUAUGCACUUCCUCAUGCCAUUCUUCGUUUGGAUCUGGCUGGUCGUGACCUCACGGACUCCCUCAUGAAAAUUCUCACUGAGAGGGGUUACUCCUUCACAACCUCUGCUGAGCGAGAAAUUGUAAGGGACAUUAAGGAGAAGCUUGCAUAUAUUGCCCUUGACUACGAACAAGAGUUGGAAACUGCCAAGAACAGCUCCUCAGUUGAAAAAAGCUAUGAGCUACCUGAUGGUCAAGUAAUCACCAUUGGUGCAGAGAGAUUCAGGUGCCCUGAGGUCCUCUUCCAGCCAUCCAUGAUUGGUAUGGAGGCUGCUGGAAUCCAUGAGACGACCUACAAUUCAAUCAUGAAGUGCGAUGUGGAUAUCAGGAAGGACCUGUAUGGCAACAUUGUGCUCAGUGGAGGUUCAACCAUGUUCCCAGGCAUUGCUGAUCGUAUGAGCAAGGAGAUCACUGCCCUUGCUCCGAGCAGCAUGAAGAUUAAGGUUGUUGCGCCACCUGAGCGGAAGUACAGUGUCUGGAUCGGAGGGUCGAUCCUAGCCUCACUCAGCACUUUCCAACAGAUGUGGAUAUCGAAGGAUGAGUAUGACGAGUCUGGCCCAGCAAUUGUUCAUAGGAAGUGCUUCUAAGAUUCUCAAGUGCCGCUUCACUGUCAUCUAGUCGUGUCUGGUUCAUUUCUCUAGAAAUGUGUUGCAGAUUUGUUGCAUACUAUGUCUAUUUUCUUCAGAGUUCAGACCAUGAGUCUUCUCUGGAAUAGGACCCCCUUGUACGCUGUGGCUUCAUGUGCUGUGUUGUAUCACCUGGUUUGAGAUGAGUUUUCAAACUUGCUUGGCUUGAUUAGUUGGACCUGUAAGCUGAUAGUUCUAUAAAUUACUUGGACUAUGCUUCUGCUACC
This is a messenger RNA of Panicum hallii, 1571 nucleotides long. Its product is annotated as actin-97. Lineage: Eukaryota; Viridiplantae; Streptophyta; Magnoliopsida; Poales; Poaceae. The coding region runs from base 172 to 1305 and encodes 377 amino acids. The transcript is spliced from 5 exons. The record is from RefSeq and is a predicted model, not a curated record.